Molecule: messenger RNA, 1128 nt
Organism: Brassica oleracea var. oleracea
Lineage: Eukaryota; Viridiplantae; Streptophyta; Magnoliopsida; Brassicales; Brassicaceae
Product: transcription repressor OFP2
Exons: 1
Coding region: 63-998 (311 amino acids)
Biological process (GO): negative regulation of DNA-templated transcription
Molecular function (GO): DNA binding
Source: RefSeq, a predicted model, not a curated record
ACAAAACAAAGUUUCAUUAUAUAAGAGAAGUUCAGAAAAUAUUUUGAAGAGUAAGAGAUGAGAUGGGGAAUCACAAGUUCAAAUUUUCAGAUAUGAUCCCAAAUGCAUGGUUUCACAAGCUCAAAGACAUGACUAAACAGUCUAAACCCAAAAACAAACCUUCUUAUUCUUCCUCAAACACUUGUAACAAGAAGAAACUCUCCUCGGAUUCUUUUCCUCAUAACUCUUCAGCCUCUCAUUUCUCCAACAGCUUAGUAGCUAACAGUCCUCACCACAACUUACCAAGAAACUCUACUCACAGAAAAAGGAUGAGUAAAAGAAAGACAUUUUACAAGCCAUCUCUUAAACCAAACACUCCUCCUUUUGCAUCUGCUGGUUUUGACAAGAGCAAGAUCAAUGGUCAAGAUUCGUCUCACUACACGUUUCCAGCUCUUGAAAGGUCCCCUAAGUAUUUUGUGUAUAGUUUCUACAAAGAGGAGGAAGAUGAAUUCGUUGAUCAUUCCAACUUUAAGAUCAAAGCAAACAAUAAAGCUUUCACAGAGAAAGCUUGUCCUGCAAGAAACUCAACCAAGAAACCGCUAAAACCCCAUCUUUCUGUGAAGAUUAAUAAAGAGAAAGAAGAAGAUGAAGAUGAUGAAUGCAUAACAGAGAAGAAAUACCAAAAGCAAGUCUCUAGUGGAAGAAAAUCACCUUCAGGGAUAAACCUCAGAAGAGUAAAUUCACCUAGAAUUCAACUCUCAGGUACGCGUAGAAGCACGUCUAGAUCAGAGAACAAACAAGCUUUUCUUGAGAGUUUUGCAGUGAUGAAGAGUUCGGUUGAUCCAAAGAAAGACUUCAGAGAAUCAAUGGUGGAGAUGAUAGAAGAGAACAACAUCAGAGCUUCAAAAGACUUGGAGGAUCUUCUUGCUUGUUACCUUUCCUUGAAUCCAAAGGAGUAUCAUGAUCUUAUCAUCCAGGUUUUUGAGCAAAUCUGGCGUCAACUUACAAAAACCAAGUAAAAAAAAAACCCCUCUUAAUGUAAUGUCAAUAAUUAAUUAACCUCCGGUAACAUGAAUAUUAGUAUCUUUCUGUCUUGUGAAGUUGUAGUUUUAUGUUUUUUUCUUUUCUUUUAUUUAUUUUUCUUUUAAG